Messenger RNA from Pygocentrus nattereri (red-bellied piranha), 1082 nucleotides. It is a transcript of the gene setmar, whose product is annotated as SET domain and mariner transposase fusion gene. The transcript has 2 exons. NCBI's taxonomy places the organism in Eukaryota, Metazoa, Chordata, Actinopteri, Characiformes, Serrasalmidae. Gene Ontology annotation, molecular function: protein binding; histone H3K9 methyltransferase activity; zinc ion binding. The record is from RefSeq and is a predicted model, not a curated record. Bases 107 to 994 code for a protein of 295 amino acids. Gene Ontology annotation, cellular component: nucleus.
UUUUGGGUGUCCGACGCUUAGCUUGCUGCGUUGCUUCACUUUAAUCGGACAGUUUAUUGUAGAGUGUGUGAAAGUCCUGUCUGUGCUGAAGAGGACAGAUGAAGACAUGGAGCGGUCAUUCGGUGGGGAUCUAAGCGGAGGUCUGGAGACCGCUCUCAUUUUGAUAGAGGCCAGUGAGAGCGGGGAGGACGCCUUCCCCAAAUUCCAGUACAAUCCAGAGAACAUACAGGGUCCAGGCUGUGACGUUGACCCGACUGAAGUGACCCUCCCUGGUUGCUCCUGCCGCUCGCAGUCCUGCCUGCCGGACAGCUGCCCGUGCUUGUGCUUCGGCCAGCCCUACACCGGCGAGGGCCGUUUGGUGGAGCAGCGAGAAGAGGAGGCCAGCCUGGGCUACAGCCGGCCUGUGUUUGAGUGUAACGUCCUGUGUGAGUGCAGCGAGGCCUGCCAGUCCCGCCUGGUCCAAAAUGGGGUGCGGGUACGUCUGGGAGUAUUUUGUACUCAGGACCGCGGCUGGGGGGUUUUGGCUCUGGAAGCGAUCCCACAAGGCUGCUUCGUUUGUGAGUACGCUGGGGAGGUGAUCGGCUUCCAGGAGGCCCGGAAGAGGCAGCUCUCCCAAACCGCCGAGGACAUGAACUACAUCAUCGCCGUCCAGGAGCACGGGGGCGGGCAGCAGCUCAGCCGGACGUUUGUUGACCCGGCCACGGUGGGCAACGUGGGCCGCUUUCUGAACCACUCGUGCCAGCCCAACCUGGUGAUGGUGCCCGUGCGUGUGCACUCGCUGGUGCCCAGGCUGGCGCUGUUCACCAGCCGAGACAUAGAGGCGGGCGAGGAGCUCACCUUCGACUACGCCGGAGGACACGUCACCAGCACGCAAACCCACUCGCACAGACUGGGACCUCAGACUGAACCUGGAGCUCCCCAGAGGAAAGCAUGUCACUGUGGAGCACCGAACUGCACUGGAGUUUUACCUUUAGACGUCUCCGUCCUGCAUUAAUAACACCGCGUCAAUUUUCGCAUUUCUAUUCAAAUUAAAGGGGAAUUCCACCAGAAUUUCUACAUGAUUAAAUCUUUUAAUAUGUAAA